Molecule: messenger RNA, 4101 nt
Organism: Zea mays
Lineage: Eukaryota; Viridiplantae; Streptophyta; Magnoliopsida; Poales; Poaceae
Product: protein argonaute 7
Exons: 3
Coding region: 686-3784 (1032 amino acids)
Molecular function (GO): RNA binding; protein binding
Source: RefSeq, a predicted model, not a curated record
CUAUAGAACACGGGAUUGUGUUAGAACUGGAUUUUUUUCGAGCACGGAGCGAGAUGCAGCGUAGUAGAGUCGGUGUCUUUAGUGCGGCAUUAAAUUAUCCCCCCUCCAACAUUGAGAAUCUGGGAAGACGGGGCAGCAGGAGCGCAGCAGGAAUGCAGAAUGGAGGAAGAAACUUUUAAUGGCGCAGCGCAGGCGCAGCGAGCAAAGGGAGAGGAGCACAGCAUGGAUGGCACAGUUCGCUGAGGCAAAGGAGUGCACAGGCAUAGUAGCCACAGCGCAGCGGUGCUCAGCGUUUAUCGUAGAGAUGCUCCUCCUCCUUCCUUCCCUCCCCUCGGCUUCUCUCCUGUCCCCCACCUCUGCGCCUGCCAUACCAUUAAUACCUCCUCCAGUCCUCUCUCUCUCUCUCAGCAGAGGCAGAGGCAGCCAUCCAUCCCCUUCCGAGUUCCGCCCCACUCUUCCCCUCUCCAGCUUCCUCCUUUUUGCCCCCCUACCUUCCAACCAUCCAAGAAACCCACACAAGGCCAACCCACGCCCACGCCGCGCCGCGCCACGCCAAAAGGAGCCCAAGAAGCUGUGAUCCUGCUGCCCCGGAAGAAGCUGCGCAGCAGUACCAAGUAGUACGAACAAAUUGGACCGGGGUAGCGCUUACUUCCCGCUGCCCGGUGGCAGCAGCAGAAACUCGGCCAUGGAGGGGGAAGCGGUGCCCAAGAACGAGAGGAAGGCCGGCGGCGGCGGCGGCGGAGGCGUUAGCAAUGACGGUGGCGCGAGCGCGAAUGCGAGGAGGAGGUGGAAGGGCGGAGGCGGCAGGCAUCACCCGAUCAUCCAGGCCUACCCGGCGCUCCUGCCGUUGCCGCUACACGCGCGUCGCAACGGCAUCAUCGCGCUGCCGCUGCCGCCGCCCGUGCUGGUCUACUUGCACCAGCCGCCGCCGCCGCCGCUGCUGUUCCCCAAGGUGCCGGCGUGCUACGGGAAGCCCACCGGCCCCCCGCUGCUUAGGGGGCCGCCGUGGAGAUCGAGGAAGCCGCCGCCGCCGCCGCACGCCGUCACCGCCGCGCUGCUGCCGCUACCGCACGAUACCGAGCUGAUUCAGCACAAGUGCUUCAUUCACGAGAACCAAACAUCAGAAACGAAGCCAAAUCAUCUGAGCACCCAUCACAACUCAUCCACCACCGUGCAUGGAGUUACCGUUGCGACCAGACCAGACAGUGGCGGUGUUGGGGGGACUGCAAUUCCUCUCUACGCAAACCAUUUCCUCGUGCGUUUCGAUCCCGGGCAGAAGAUCUUUCAUUACGAUGUCGACAUAUCCCCGCACCCGUCAAAAGAAACGGCGAGAAUGAUCAAGAACAAGCUAGUUGAGGAAAACUCAAAUGUCCUCUCGGGCGCCCUUCCGGCCUUCGAUGGCCGCAAGAAUCUAUUUAGUCCCAUUGAGUUUCAACAGGACAGGCUUGAAUUCUUCGUUAGCCUUCCAGCAGCUGCAUCAACAAGGUUUAUAGCAGCUAAAGAGAAUGCCCACAUGGUUGACAGGCACAACCAUAAGGUUUUCAGGGUGAACCUUCGGUUGGUUUCGAAGCUGAGCGGCGAGGACUUGAACAAGUAUUUGAAUGAAGAGAAGGAUGGCAUUCCUCUUCCUCAAGACUACCUUCAUGCACUGGAUGUCAUCCUGAGGGAAGGCGCUAUGGAGAAAUCUAUUCCCAUAGGCCGGUCUUUGUAUUCGCGUUCCAUGGGAGAGGCGAAGGAGAUUGGUGGUGGAGCUGUCGUGUUACGAGGUUUCUUCCAGAGCUUGAGGCCAACGAAGCAAGGUCUUGCCCUCAAUGUUGACCUCUCGCUUACAGCGUUCCAUGAAAAUACGGGCAUAAUCGCAUACUUGCAGAAGCGCUGUGACUUUAUGAAGGACCUUUCGCAGGUGAAGACUAGGGCAUUGGCGGUAGAUGAGAGGAGGGAGGUGGAGAAAGCAUUGAAGAACAUCCGAGUUUUCGUGUGCCACCGUGAAACUGACCAAAGGUACCAUGUGCAUGGCCUGACCGAGGAGACAACGGAGAACCUCAAGUUCCGAGACCGCAGCGGCAAGGAUUAUACGGUGGUAGAUUACUUCAAAGAGCACUACAACCAUGAUAUUAAAUUCAGGAACCUGCCCUGCCUGCAGAUUGGUAAGAGCAAGCCAUGCUAUGUGCCAAUGGAGCUUUGCGUGGUUUGCGAGGGCCAGAAGUUUCUUGGCAAGCUCUCAGAUGAACAGACCUCCAAAAUGCUCAGAAUGGGCUGCCAAAGGCCAAGCGAAAGAAAGGGAAUCAUAAAGGGUGUUGUUGAAGGAGCAUUUGCUACAAGAAGCAAUUCGUAUGCGGAUCAGUUCAACCUUGAAGUGUCCAAGGACAUGACUCAGCUAUUGGGGAGGGUCCUCUUGCCACCGAAACUGAAGCUCGGCAAGGGGGGGCGCAUCAAGGAUCUAACACCGGACAGGUUUGAUCGGCAAUGGAAUUUGAUGGACAGCCAUGUCGCCGAGGGUUCCAAGAUCAAGAGCUGGGCUUUGAUAAGCUUUGGUGGCAGCCCAGAGCAUCAGUCUUUCAUUCCAAAGUUUAUCAACCAUCUAGCAAGCCGCUGUGAGCAGCUUGGGAUCUUACUCAGCAAGAAAACAGUCGUCAGCCCAUUGUUCGAGCGGAUCCAAAUCCUGAACAACGUGGGCGUUCUGGAGAGCAGGCUGAAGAAAAUCCAGGAAGCUGCCUCCGGCAAUUUACAGCUGCUAAUCUGCGUCAUGGAGCGGAGGCACCGGGGCUAUGCUGAUCUGAAGCGUAUCGCAGAAACGUCCAUUGGCGUCUUGACGCAGUGCUGCCUGUAUUCCAACUUGAGCAAGCUAAGCUUCCAGUUCUUGGCCAACUUAGCGCUGAAGAUAAACGCGAAGCUUGGCGGAUGCAACGUCGCCCUCUACAACAGCUUGCCGUGCCAGAUUCCUAGGGUGUUUUCGGACGAGGAGCCAGCGAUGUUCAUGGGUGCCGACGUGACACACCCGCACCCCCUAGACGACUCGAGCCCGUCCGUGGUCGCCGUGGUCGCGAGCAUGAACUGGCCUUCGGCGAACAAGUACAUCUCCAGGAUGAGGUCGCAGACGCACCGCAAAGAGAUCAUCGAGCGCCUGGACGUGAUGACCGGCGAGCUGCUCGACGAGUUCGUGAAGGAAGUCGGCAAGCUCCCCAGCAGAAUCAUAUUCUUCAGGGACGGCGUCAGCGAGACGCUGUUCUACAAGGUGCUGACGGAGGAGCUGCAGGCGGUGCGGCUGGCGUGCUCGAGGCACCCGGGCUACAAGCCGGCGAUCACGUUCGUGGUGGUCCAGAAGAGGCAGCACACCAGGCUGUUCCACAGGGAGAAGAAUGGCGGCGGUGGCGGCGGCUCCACGCACUACGCCGACCAGAAUGUGCCGCCGGGGACGGUGGUGGACACCGUGAUCACGCAUCCGAGGGAGUUCGACUUCUACCUGUGCAGCCACUGGGGCACCAAGGGGACGACCAGGCCGACGCACUACCGCGUGCUGUGGGACGAGAACGGCUUCGGGUCCGACGAGAUGCAGCAGCUGAUACACAGCCUUUGCUACACGUUCGCCCGGUGCACCAAGCCCGUGUCCCUCGUCCCGCCGGCGUACUACGCGCACCUGGCCGCGUACAGAGGACGGCUGUACCUUGAGAGGUCGGACUCGGCGGCGACCGGCCGGACGACUCUGUACAGGGCGGCGCCAUUGCAGACUGCGCCGCUCCCUAAGCUCAGAGAUAGCGUGAAGGGGCUCAUGUUCUACUGCUGAUCUUAUGAUGAUUUUUAGUGGUGGUUAUGAAGGGGCCGGCGUUCUCUUUGCCCAUAUAUCGCGUGCGUUCUAUAUUCUGGUGUUGUAUUAUUUGGGAAUCAUGUAUAGUGUCUGUGGAGCGGCAUGUGCAAGACUGCGAGUCUGCGAUGCUCAUGAUACUUUGCUAGUGGCAUGCAAAAAAUUCCGAUCCCUAACUGUUAGGUGUACUAGAGUAUUGGUAGGGACCCGUGUGCAUGUAGGAUGGGGCCUCGCAUUUUGCACCGUGUGGGUAGGCACGCUGGCCUUGGAAUGCAAGACUAUUUGCCGUCUUCUUGCUA